AUGGUUGCCUUCUUCGGUCUCGUCACUGCCAUCCUAUUUCCUCUGGUAGCUGUCUUGAUCCCCUCCGUCUCCGCGGCGGGUGUGCCCGCCUGCGGCCGAACCUGUAUGGAACAGUCUCUUUCGGGCUCAGGUUGCAAGUCGGUUUGGGGCUCAUCAACGUACAGGGACGACGUUUCUUGCAUUUGCACCAGCUCGAAUGACUUUGUGCAGUAUACCAAUUAUAUGCAAAACUUUUGUUCAGGAUAUAACAUGAACACGCUUAGUGGUACGGAUGUUGGUGGUGGGGCCACCUCACUCGAUUCACCUCCUAGUCCUGGCAUCUCUUCCACAUUCGGCGGCCCGAUAUCCCCUACUUCCCCUGCGCACAAGUCUGGAGCCGCUGUGCCUGGCGCCAAGGCCUUCUCCGGAAGCAAUGGCGUCUUCGCUAUCAUUCUCGGUGGUAUAGUGUUCGGCGCCCACGUUGCUGGACUGCGGUGA
Molecule: messenger RNA, 477 nt
Organism: Cantharellus anzutake
Lineage: Eukaryota; Fungi; Basidiomycota; Agaricomycetes; Cantharellales; Hydnaceae
Exons: 5
Coding region: 1-477 (158 amino acids)
Source: RefSeq, a predicted model, not a curated record